AUGGAUGAUAAUCUUGAUCCCGCAGGGGAAGACAAUUUGUCUACUGAAGCUACUCAAACACCGGAGUCUAUUGGCUCUCAGGAGAUUAUGAAGCCUAUUGAAUCCAUGGCGACUGACGACGGUGCCUCUGUUCACCUUGGCCCCACCGACCCGGACCAAGUGCAUAUCGAAGCUACCGAGGGAGAAUCUUCUACGCCGCAACUGGAUUCCAAGCUGAAUCGAUCAUCUGCUAGGCCUAAGGCUGCUCAUGUUCAUUUCCUUGACCCGGCUGAGCUAGAAAGGUUGAAGGUUGCAUCCAAUGAUGUGAGUGUCCCGACUCGGUCUGACCAGGUCCCAAUCACUUUGGUGUCCCAAAUAAAAUAUCACGCUAACAGUAGGUUGAAGAUGAGGGAGCCUUACAAGAAUAUUUCGGAGGUUCUAGCUGAAGCUGGGGUCCUUCUCGAAGCAACUGGUCCUUCUGCCGUUACUAAACAGCCAGAGAGCACUACUGACACCUCGGAUGUGAACGACGAUGCAGUCUCGGAAAAAGCGUCCAAGGUUGGAUUCAAGCAUGAUCCAAACGAGGAAAGGGUUCUCGCGAACGUGGAACUGGACGUUAGUCGUUCAAAGAAAAAGAAGAAUAAGAGACGCCCCAAGAGUCAGAGGGGAGAGAACGCGCCCUCUGGAUUCGAACCUUUCUAUGCUGAUGCACCAAUCACCCCAGCGGAGUUCGAGGAGAACAAAGCGAUCUAUGAUCCUACUUUGCCUAUUCUUGAUCGAAUUGACGAGGGCAUCAAGCGCUUCUUGUACAAGCGACGUCUUGAGCCCUACAGACGCAAGGUUUUUCUCAAGUAUCUGCAGUAUGGCGGUGUCAGCGUGGGUCCCAAUCAUUCUCAGGGAGUGACUCCUUCGGAAUUGAAGGAAAUGACCAAAGAGGAGGCAAUGCAAGCCCGCUGCACCACGGCCAUCUUUCCCAAGAGAGGAAAGCCAUACCCAAUUCAGUUUAACGAUGUUGCCACUGGCUACCUGACCGGGUACUACAUGGGUUAUUACAACCCUGAUACCGAGGAGGAGAUCAAGAUCUGUACUGAUACAAUGAAGAAUUUCUUCUCGUACCUACUUUAUCACGAUGUUUGCCCCGAGCAUAAGGAGGACAUCGAGGAGGCCCGGAAGACUUGCGAUCGUGCUGCCAAAGAAUUGUGGAUGAACCAACAACUUGUCCAUCAUUCAGGCCCCGGGGACUUCAAUCGCGGCUGCUCCAUGCUGUUUGGCGGAUACUACUUCGAGGAUGUGGAUGACCCUGAUGCUUGGACCAAUGUUCGACACGCUGAUCAAAAGGCCUUCACCACUGACAUUGCUCGCAAGAUCGUCAAAUACGCCAUUGCAAUUACCGAAAAUGAUCGUACUGCUCGCAAAUUCAAGAUCCUCGCCGACAUGGACUUGAUCGAAGCCAAUCAGGUCCAAGACAUCGAUGGAUUCGAGGUGAUCUCUAUGGAGGCCCCUACCGAGGAAACCAUUGCAUACUACAAGGAGCUGGGCCCCGAUCUCGUUCCAGUGGGCAAGGUUCGAGCCAAGGAAUUCCGUGACCCCGCCAGAGGUCCCUAUGACCUCGCUCCCUGGGAAAAGAUCGACUGGGAUGCUGGCUUUGCCCCAGCCUACGAGUUCGAAUUUCUCCUCGAAGCCGAUUUCUUCGUCAAUCUGUUGCCCGGCAUGAAGAUCAUCACGACCGUAUAUGAGACCAACUUCGGACAGUACUACUUCGAUGAAAUCCUGUCGGUCCUACCAACCUUUUACAAGUUCAUGUACAAUGACUGGAUGAUGGACUACGUGGAGCCCGCGCCCAUUAACUUCAUCCCCGACGAGGAGGAAAUUGCACGCCGCCGGGCAAAGGAUUCUAUCAUUGAGCCUCUUGAGCCCACCCCAGCUGAGUGGGCUAUGCACAUGUUGACCUACGAGCUGGACUUCAUAGUCAAGCCGGAUGAUCAUCCCAUGAAAGCCAUUUGGGAAUUUAUCCAUGCCCUUCAGACCUUUGGCUGGGACAUGGAGGAAAUCAAAAGGUUGAUGGGCUUACCCAAGGAUCCGUAUCCGGAGAGAGGCAGGCGAUGCAUGCGCCAGGGAGAGCCACGCCCCAUCCGCCUUAGCAACGAGGAUCGUAACAUUCCGUUUGACGAGACCCCUUUCCAGCGACUUAAUCGGAUUCUCGGAUAUUACAAAAAUCCUGAAAGAAUCAAGCCUGUUUUCGACCCGGAGAUUAUGGCGAAGGCUCUCAAGCACAGAAAGAAGCAGAUUGACAAGCAGGUCAAGGAAGCCAUCCAGAUUGCGGAGGCUCUCCGCGAGCACAAGAAGGAGAUUGAAAAGGAACAGACCAAGGUAGAAGCCCACAUUGCAAAGCUUCUCAAGGAGCAAAAAGAGAAGAUAGAAAUGCAGGUCAAGCAAGCUGCCGAGGCUGCAAAGGAACAAGCCGAGCUAGCAGCCCAGACUGCGAAGGAGCUGGGGCCCGAGGGACAGCCCAUUUCAGUACCUACAGACAGCCAGGCAACCCAUAUUUCGGGUGAACAGGAGGUUGUGAAGAAGGAGAAACCUGAGGGAGAGCUCAGCCAAGAACCGACAGACGACCUCGCAGCCCAGACUUCGAGUGAGGAGGAAAUUGUGAAGACCCAGGGGGCCGAGGGACAGCCCAGCCAGGGACCAACCGAGACAUCGAAGGAGGCUGUUGAGAAGGACGAGAAAACUAGGGGUGAACUGGAGGGAGAAGAUCAAUGA
Penicillium robsamsonii is the source of this 2742-nucleotide messenger RNA. RefSeq lists its product as uncharacterized. NCBI's taxonomy places the organism in Eukaryota, Fungi, Ascomycota, Eurotiomycetes, Eurotiales, Aspergillaceae. Gene Ontology annotation, cellular component: ARC complex. Gene Ontology annotation, biological process: regulatory ncRNA-mediated gene silencing. The record is from RefSeq and is a predicted model, not a curated record. The transcript is spliced from 5 exons. The coding region runs from base 1 to 2742 and encodes 913 amino acids.